Pyrgilauda ruficollis (rufous-necked snowfinch) is the source of this 10756-nucleotide messenger RNA. It is a transcript of the gene CDC42BPA, whose product is annotated as CDC42 binding protein kinase alpha. The record is from RefSeq and is a predicted model, not a curated record. Gene Ontology annotation, molecular function: protein serine/threonine kinase activity; ATP binding; protein binding. The coding region runs from base 534 to 6062 and encodes 1842 amino acids. The transcript has 40 exons. Gene Ontology annotation, biological process: peptidyl-threonine phosphorylation; actomyosin structure organization. Gene Ontology annotation, cellular component: actomyosin; cytoskeleton; cytoplasm. Lineage: Eukaryota; Metazoa; Chordata; Aves; Passeriformes; Passeridae.
AGGAGGGCGCGGAAGCGGAGGGAGGGAGCGAGCAGGGGAGGGAGGGCGCCGCCGCUACCCCUCCCAGCCGCCCCGCGCACGCACACACACACACACACACACACACACCCCGCACUCGCACCGCCCGAGGAUGCCCUUUGCCCGGGGGGGCGAAGCCGGGACACCAUCGCGCCGCCGGGAGUGAAGCCACCAGCACCACCGCUGCCGUCGUCGGGGCCUCCCGGCCCGCAGCGUGCGGCCGGAGCGGAGACGCCGGCGCUUUUCCUCCGCCUCAGGACGCGCACCGGGUGGAGGAGGAGGAGGAGGAGGGCGCCGUCUCCGCAGCAGCAGCAGCCGCAGCAGCAGCAGCAGCCAUGGGAAGGAUUUGACAGGGCUCGGAGCGCUUGUGCCGGUGUGUCGGGGCGCGCGUCCCGCCCGCCGCCCCUUGGCGCAGCGGAGGAGAAGGGGGCGACAAUGAAGACUUUAGUUUUUUUGAAUCACUGAAAAGCCUUAAAAGCACACUCGUAAUAAUAAUCAUUAAAAAAGAAACCCCAAUGCAAACUGAAACAACCAUGUCUGGAGAAGUGCGUUUGAAGCAGUUGGAGCAGUUUAUUUUGGAUGGGCCAACACAGACUAAUGGGCAAUGCUUCAGUGUGGAAACCUUGCUGGAUAUACUCAUCUGCCUUUAUGAUGAAUGUAAUAAUUCCCCUCUGAGAAGAGAGAAGAACAUCCUUGAGUAUCUGGAGUGGGCCAAACCUUUUACAUCUAAAGUGAAACAGAUGCGACUACACAAAGAAGAUUUUGAGAUUCUGAAGGUGAUUGGUCGAGGAGCCUUUGGAGAGGUUGCAGUAGUAAAACUGAAAAAUGCAGAUAAAGUUUUUGCCAUGAAGAUACUUAAUAAGUGGGAGAUGCUGAAGAGAGCUGAAACAGCCUGUUUUCGAGAAGAGAGAGAUGUGUUAGUGAAUGGAGAUAACCAGUGGAUCACAACAUUACAUUAUGCAUUCCAGGAUGAAAACUAUUUAUACCUGGUUAUGGAUUACUAUGUUGGAGGAGACCUGCUUACAUUGCUCAGCAAGUUUGAGGACAGACUCCCUGAAGAUAUGGCUCGUUUUUAUUUGGCUGAAAUGGUGAUAGCCAUCGAUUCAGUUCAUCAGUUGCAUUAUGUCCACAGGGAUAUAAAACCAGACAACAUCUUGAUGGAUAUGAAUGGACAUAUUCGAUUAGCAGAUUUUGGUUCUUGUCUGAAACUGAUGGAAGAUGGAACGGUCCAAUCUUCAGUAGCAGUUGGAACACCAGACUACAUCUCUCCAGAAAUCUUGCAGGCCAUGGAAGAUGGAAAAGGGAAGUAUGGGCCCGAGUGUGACUGGUGGUCCCUGGGCGUUUGCAUGUAUGAAAUGCUUUAUGGAGAAACGCCCUUUUAUGCUGAGUCCUUGGUGGAGACCUAUGGGAAAAUAAUGAACCACAAAGAGAGGUUUCAGUUUCCUGCUCAAGUGACAGAUGUCUCUGAAAGUGCAAAGGACCUCAUCCGAAGGCUCAUUUGUAGCAGAGAGCAUCGACUUGGGCAAAAUGGAAUAGAAGACUUUAAGAACCAUCCAUUUUUUGCUGGGAUUGAUUGGGACAACAUUAGGAACUGUGAAGCACCUUACAUCCCAGAAGUCAGCAGCCCUACUGAUACAUCAAACUUUGAUGUGGAUGAUGAUUGCUUAAAAAACUCUGAAACAAUGCCUCCACCAUCCCACACUGCAUUUUCCGGCCAUCAUUUACCAUUUGUGGGUUUCACAUACACAAGUAGCUGUGUGCUUUCAGACCGCAGCUGUCUAAGACUGACAGCUGGACCACCCUCCAUGGAUCUUGAUGCCAGCAUUCAAAGAACUUUGGAGGAUAGUUUAGCAACAGAAGCUUAUGAGAGGAGAAUAAGACGUCUAGAACAGGAAAAGCUUGAACUUAGCAGAAAACUGCAAGAGUCCACCCAGACAGUGCAGGCUCUGCAGUAUUCAACAGUGGAUGGCCCAAUAACAGCAAGCAAAGAUUUAGAAAUUAAAAGUUUGAAAGAAGAAAUUGAAAAGUUGAAGAAACAGGUAACAGAAUCUGGCCAGCUAGAGCAGCAGCUCGAGGAGGCCAGCACUGCAAGGCGGGAAUUGGAUGAUGCCUCCAGACAAAUAAAGGCUUUUGAGAAGCAAGUCAGAACGCUGAAGCAAGAGAGAGAAGAUCUUAAUAAGGAACUGGCAGAGUCUAGUGACAGAUUAAAAUCCCAAGCCAAAGAGCUGAAAGAUGCACACAGCCAGCGGAAAUUGGCAAUGCAGGAAUUCUCAGAGAUGAACGAGCGGCUGACAGACUUGCACUCUCAAAAACAAAAGCUUGCCCGCCAGCUCCGAGAUAAGGAGGAAGAAAUGGAAGUGGUGAUGCAAAAAGUAGAAAGUUUAAGGCAAGAGUUACGCAGAACAGAGAGACUUAAAAAAGAACUGGAAGUCCAAGCUGAAGCUGCAGCUGCUGAGGCAUCCAAAGACAGGAAAUUGCGAGAGAGGAGUGAACAGUACUCUAAACAGUUGGAAAGUGAAGUAGAAGGGCUAAAGCAAAAACAGGUUGGUCGCUCACCUGGGGUAAGCAGUAUAGAACACCAGCAAGAGAUCACUAAAUUAAAGGCAGACCUGGAAAAGAAGAGUGUUUUCUAUGAAGAGGAGCUAUCUAAACGUGAAAUGAUGCAUGCUAAUGAAAUAAAAAGUCUGAAGAAGGAACUGCGGGAUGCAGAGAGCCAGCAGCUUGCCCUCAAGAAGGAGAUCAUGGUUUUGAAAGACAAGUUAGAGAAAACCAGAAGAGAAAACCAAAGUGAAAGAGAGGAAUUUGAAACAGAGUUCAAACAAAAGUAUGAACGAGAAAAGAUUCUGCUGACAGAGGAAAACAAAAAACUUACAAAUGAACUUGAUAAGCUCACCACCAUGUUUGAGAGGCUGAGCAUGAAUAAUCGGCAGCUGGAGGAAGAGAUGAGAGACCUGGCUGAUAAGAAGGAGUCUGUGGCUCACUGGGAGGCCCAAAUCACUGAGAUCAUCCAGUGGGUAAGUGAUGAAAAAGAUGCUCGAGGUUAUCUUCAAGCCUUGGCCUCUAAAAUGACAGAAGAGCUGGAAGCCCUGAGGAACUCCAGUUUGGGUGCAAGAGCUACAGACAUGCCCUGGAAGAUGAGGCGCUUUGCAAAGCUGGAUAUGUCUGCAAGGCUGGAGCUCCAGUCUGCUCUCGAUGCUGAAAUCCGAGCCAAACAGGCUAUUCAGGAUGAGCUGAACAAAGUCAAAGCCUCCUGUAUCUCUACAGAGUGUAAAUUGCAAGAAUCUGAGAAGAAGAACCUGGAGCUUUUGGCAGACAUCGAAAGGCUGAAAAAGGAGACAGAAGAGCUUAGAUCAGAAAAGGGUGUAAAGCACCAAGACUCACAGAAUUCUUUCUUGGCAUUUUUGAAUGCGCCUACCUCUGCUCUGGAUCAAUUUGAAGAUUCCUUUUCCUCCUCUUCAUCCUCAUUGAUUGAUUUUAUGGAUGACAUUGAUUCAGUUGAGAAUUUCACAUUGUCUAAUACUCCAUCACGGGAUGAAGAUAGCAAGUCUCACCUCCAUUCAAGAUCGAGGUCUCCUUCUACAGCCAGUGAGAUUGAACCAAUUGAGGUUACAGAUCAUCCUCCCCGUUCAAUUCACACGCCCACCAUGAGGACGGCGUAUAUUGGCUCGGGGCUCUCUGCACCAAAGCCUAAAGCUCACCAGUUCGUAGUGAAAUCCUUUAACACACCAACAAAAUGCAAUCAGUGCACGUCCCUGAUGGUUGGUCUGAUACGACAGGGCUGUACUUGCGAAGUGUGUGGAUUUUCUUGCCAUGUGACCUGUGCAGACAAGGCUCCUGCAGUAUGUCCAAUCCCUCCUGAGCAGACUAAGGGACCUUUGGGAAUAGAUCCCCAGAAAGGCAUAGGAACAGCUUAUGAAGGACAUGUCCGAGUCCCAAAGCCAGCUGGAGUAAAGAAAGGUUGGCAGAGAGCGCUGGCAGUGAUCUGUGAUUUUAAACUCUUCCUGUAUGAUGUAGCAGAAGGAAAAGCGUCUCAGCCCAGCGUGGUAGUGAGUCAGGUCAUAGACAUGAGGGAUGAAGAAUUCUCAGUGAGUUCUGUCUUGGCCUCAGAUGUCAUCCAUGCAAAUCGGAAAGAUAUCCCCUGUAUCUUUAGGGUUACAGCCUCCCAGCUCUCUGCAUCCAGUAACAAGUGUUCAAUCCUGAUUCUAGCAGAUGGUGAGAAUGAAAAAAGCAAGUGGGUGGGCGUGCUGAACGAGUUGCAUAGGAUCUUGAAGAAGAACAAACUCAAAGACCGCUCAGUCUAUGUCCCCAAAGAAGCUUAUGACAGCACCUUGCCCCUCAUCAAAACAACACAGUCAGCAGCCAUCAUAGACCAUGAAAGAAUAGCUCUGGGAAAUGAAGAAGGGUUGUUUGUUGUGCAUGUCACCAAAGAUGAGAUUAUCCGUGUUGGUGACAACAAGAAGGUUCAUCAGAUCGAGCUCAUCCCGAGCGAGCAGCUCAUUGCCGUAAUCUCAGGACGGAACCGCCACGUGCGGCUCUUCCCCAUGGCCGCCCUGGAUGGAAGGGAGACUGACUUCUACAAGCUGGCAGAGACCAAAGGCUGCCAGGCCAUCGUUUCUGGACACGUGCGCCACGGAGCCCUCACCUGCCUGUGUGUGGCCAUGAAAAGGCAGGUGCUCUGUUACGAACUAAAUCAGAGCAAGACGCGCCACAAAAAGAUCAAGGAGAUCCAGGUGCAGGGGAACGUCCAGUGGAUGUCCAUCUUCAGCGACCGCCUCUGUGUAGGCUACCAGUCAGGUUUCCUAAAAUAUCCCCUCCAUGGAGAGGGCAGCCCGUACAGCCUGCUCCAUCCGGACGACCACACGCUCUCGUUUAUCUCACAGCAGCCAACUGAUGCCAUCUGUGCAGUCGAGAUCUCAAAUAAAGAAUACCUGCUGUGUUUUAGCAGCGUCGGGGUUUACGUCGACUGCCAGGGCCGAAGAUCCAGGCAGCAAGAGUUGAUGUGGCCUGCAACUCCAUCUUCUUGCUGUUACAAUGCACCAUACCUCUCUGUGUACAGUGAAAAUGCAAUUGAUGUCUUCGACGUGAACUCCAUGGAGUGGAUUCAAACUAUUCCUCUCAAAAAGGUACGACCCUUGAAUACAGAAGGAUCACUAAACCUUUUAGGCCUGGAGACAGUCAGAUUAAUAUAUUUCAAAAACAAAAUGGCAGAGGGGGACGAGCUGGUGGUGCCCGAGACGUCAGACAACAGCCGGAAGCAGAUGGUGCGGAACAUCAACAACAAGCGGCGCUACUCCUUCCGCGUGCCCGAGGAGGAGAGGAUGCAGCAGAGGAGGGAGAUGCUACGUGAUCCAGAAAUGAGAAAUAAGUUAAUUUCUAACCCAACUAAUUUUAACCACAUAGCACAUAUGGGUCCAGGAGAUGGCAUACAGAUUCUCAAAGACCUCCCAAUGCAGCGUUCCCCUUAUCAGUUCCCUCAUCAUCACUCCCGUCUGAUCUCCUCUCCGAGCAACUUUGAGCACAUCUACCACAUGACUGUUAAUUCAGCUGAAAAAUUCCUCUCUUACGAUUCCAUAAACCCUGCAUUUUCCCCGCCUCCACGCUCUGUCCUCGGUACUCCAGACUUUGUCACUCUGAGGAACCUUCGGCCCCAGGAGAGCCGGACGGUGUUCAGCGGCUCCGUCAGCAUCCCGUCGAUCACCAAAUCCCGCACGGAGCCGGGACGGUCCAUGAGCGCCAGCAGCGGCUUAGCAGCACGAUCAUCGGCACAGAACGGCAGCGCUUUGCGCAGGGAAUUCUCGGGAGGGAGCUACGGAGCAAAGCGCCAGCCCAUGGCGUCGCCCUCAGACGGGUCCCUGUCCUCGGGGGGCCUGGAGCAAGGCAGCGAUGCACCCACAAGGGACUACGAGCGAGAGGACUCUGACUCUCCAAGACAUUCGACGGCAUCCAACAGCUCCAACCUCAGCAGCCCUCCCAGCCCAGUUUCUCCUCACAAGACCAAGAGCCUCUCCCUGGAGAGCUCUGACCACGUGAGUUGGGACUCAUGAACUGCUUCAGCAUUCAGAUUUGGCAUCACAUCAGCUUGCUGUCCCUAUGGCUGUCCCCUUCACUUGCUCCAGUUCUCACCUUCAUCCUCCUAACCCUCCCCAUUCCCUGUCGGAAGAGGAUCUGGGAGUGGGGUACAGAGGAAGGUAAAAGCUGGUCGCCUUCAGCACCGUUCAGCAUUGCCUCACCUCCCCAGAUCUGACAGCAGCAAAUGAGCAAAGCUAGGGUGUUGGUAAAUAUCAGAUGCUGUAGAUUUGUAUUAGUAUUGGUUUCAUUUUUGUGGUUACAGCUGCUUCAUUUUUAAAGACAUAUUUAUCCCACUCCCCUUCCACUUCCCAAAAGGUAGCGUAAGUAGACCAGACCAGUGUCAACAAGAGAAAAUUCAGAGGGAUUUUGUUUUCAUACAAUAGCUCAUUGUACUGUACAAGAGUAGCACAGAGACCCCUUCCCCUCCAAGGGGAAUGAUCAGUAUGUCAGAGGCACAUAAAAGCUUUCAGCCACCACGUUUGAAUGUCAAUCUGAUUGUCGCCAGCAAAUCCUUAUUGAUUAAAAUGAUGCAUAUUUUACUACAGUACAGAGUUUAAAUAAAUACGCAGAUGUUAGAGUAAAAUACGUAUGUAUAUAUUCAAAGAAAAAAAGCAUUGUGUAUGCAGCAGAAGAUGGAUGCUUAUUUAAGAGAGCCUUUAAUUUAAGAUUUGUGUUGUCCCUGUUUUCAUGCUCGGUGAUUUGCAGACUCGGAGGCCUGGCUAAAACCUCCCGCAGGACAGAGAUCCCGUGUGCGCGGCGCUGCCGGGACAGCCCCCGCAGUGCUCUCACAACACUUCUCUCCUUCUGGCCGUAGCAGAACUGAAGCUGUAAUUCCCAUUUUCCUCACAGUCCCCAUCCUUUUCAGAAACUACAGCAGUUGGCAGCAAGGCCGUGUCCCAGCAGCCGCAGGCUGCCCUGGUUCUGUGAGCUGGAGCCUUGCAGCAGCUGCAGGAGAGGUCCUUCAGGCAGCAGGGGAGUUCAGUGCAGCUGGAUUCAGCAGGAAAACUGUUUCCCUGGGUCAUCCUUUGAGCAGGUUUGACUCAGAAGGGAGCAGUCUUCCACACCUCCUUGACCAUCCCUAAGCAGCAAACUCUUACUGUCAUUACCAAAUACUGGUUGCUAAUACACAUCAGCCAAACGAGUGCCCUUAGCCCAAAGCUGGCCCUGGCUGGCUUUGCUGUCACUGUAGCAACAAAGAACCUUGAAGACUGACCUCACACUGUUCACACUGUGGUAGUCAGAGAUGCCUGGUGACCCACAACUGCUGCACUGGCAAGGCUGGUUUUCCUCUGCCCCCUACCUGUGCUGUGGGUUUGUGCAGUUUGCAGUUGUUUCUAUGUGCUCACCUGCUCUUCGGUUCCAAAAGCAGGGCAGGUUGGAGGGCAGCAAGUAUUGCAGUGGAAGGCAGAGCCCGCUGAAGCUGGAAAAAUAAAUAAAAAGCUGAAGUGGUCACCUAGUCGACAGAAUAAAUGAAAAACUGAUAGGCAGAUGUAUGGUAAGAGGAAGGUGUCUCUUCUCUUUAGUUAGCAAGGCAGAUUGUGAUUUUCAGUCAGGAUGAGCCUCUCUUCCCAGUAGUGUUGUUGCUGACUUCAUACUAUGACCAUACUCAAACACAUAAGGGCUUUUUGUAUUUAGAAUAUUGGGGUUUGUGGGUUUCAGAAACUUGUUAUGGCUCUCAUUAAACCAUUCUGUAUUCUUGCAGUCAGCAGUUAUGUAGAGUUUCACCCACACAGAGGUGUUUGGAGUUUUGCAGUUUCUGUCUUCCCUAAUAGAAGUUGUAGGUAAGUUCAAACCAUGUACAGUAAUUUCCAGGUAUGAUCUAAAUGUGACAUAGGGAACAAGACACAGAUCAUCUAAUCCAUUUAAUCGUGCUGGGUCUCCUAGGUAAGAUUUCUCUUUCACUCUGAAUCAGGAGGCUUAUCCAAGUUUAAGUUCAUUCAGUGUUAUUUUGGGACAGGAAUUCAAGAAAUUAUUGUAGAAACCAUCAUAUCAAAAGCCUGUCUCUCUCCUAUUUGGGUGUUUCAGAGUAGCAAGCUGGUUGUAUUGUUUGUUUUCACUUCAAACCUACUACUUUUGCAAGCCUGGCAUUUGAAGUUAAAAGCUUUAGCAAACAGCAAAGCAUCUGAAAGUAAUUUCUCCCAGAAAAGUUUAUGUAUUUCUGAGGGACACAUAGGCAGGGCGUUAUUGGCAUUAUUGAAAUUCCACAUCACUUCUUUUUAAAGGCUGCAUAUUGCUUCAAGUAUAGCCACUGCUUUUUCCCCACAAUUCCCUGGUUUUGGUGAAGCAUGUCCACACACUUUUCAAAGCCUUUGCAGACUAGUUUUGUAUUUACUGUAUGUUGUAUUUAAAUAAUAAUCUUAUUUUGAUGUUGAGAGAAGGCAUUUAAACAGUAGUCAUUAAAGACAGAGCAGCCUGCAUGGCAGUCCCCUGAGAGAGGGUCACAGGGUCGUUUUCCAUGGACUUUAUUUUUCCACAGCUGUGCUAAAGCUCUCUCUGAAAAUGGAACCUGAAGAGCCACCACACAGCAAACAACUAAAUUGAGUAAACCCCUGUGUUUGCUCCGUUCCAGUGCCUGCAAUCCAUUGAUACCAACCCCUGGCAUUUUCAGGCAGAGCACAGGUCAGCUGUGUUCCAGCACUGAGCUCCAAGGAUGAGAGCUCCACAGGCCCUUGCUGUUUGUGCACUACAAUGCCCAAGCCUCAGCAGCCUUCUCUAGGAUUUAUUUAAUCAUUAGCUCGGUCAUGUGCAUUUUUAUACGUGUCUGUUCAGAAGAGAAACAGCAACUGUUCUCUCAGUUGAAAAGCAAAUGACCACAUCACUUAUUUGAAAAGAGAAAAAUUGUCCUAGGGCUUAAAUAGUUUUAUAUAUUUGGGGGCCAUUUGGUUACAGACUCAAUUUGAAACCACACUCAUCUCUUUUUGUUGGCAUGCAUACUGCAGCUGAGCUUUCUGAAGACUCAUUGGGCUAGGAAAAGUAACUUGGUCAUUUGAACUGUAAGGCUCUUGACUGGUAUCUCCAAGGCAGUUGUCUCCUGAGGUUUGAUGUUUGCUCCUUUGCACUGUAGCACUGCUUCAACUUCACAGGUCGAGGGCUGCAUUUUGUUCUGGGAGCUUAAAAUGUCCCCCUGAAUUCCUGACUGUGGCACAUGUUCUCUGUACACAGGAUAUGCACCUAGCUGGUUUUUUUUUCCUUUUGGCUGAGACUGAAGGUGUUUGUUUGCAUUUUUGACAGUGCUUGAACGGAUGGUUGUUGGGGUUUUGCCUUUUUUUCCUCUCUUUUGAUGGUAACAAGGAUCUGAACAGAUUCAGGCAGCUACUAAGGAUUCCAGGUUAUAGGAUGGAAUAGGUUUGGUAAAUAGUUUUCCCCUGCACUUGUGCACACACAGGUAUGUGGCUUCCUCCCACGUUUCAUAAACUCAAAAGCAGGGCUGCAGUACUCUCUUCUCUCUUGCCUUUGGCCUGUAGAAGACAGCUGGUGGUUUCAAAAAAACAUUCCUGAGACUGUGGUGAAGUAGUUGCUUCUUUUCCCCUCCAUUAAUUGCUGUGGCUUGUUAUGAAUGUGCAUUUUGCCCAUUUAAAUGAGUUUCAAAACUGAGUCAGGAAUGUUCUCUCUUUGAUUUGAUUCUGAAUAAGUUACAACCCAGGUGUGUUAUCCUCAGGUACAUGGCAGAGGGAAGUUAAGGGUCUUGCCGUACCAAAAAAGUCCAAAAAGCAUAGUUUAUUUAUAGAAAUGUAGUUUAACUGCACCUAACUGGUUCACAGUGUGUCAGCCCUUCCAAACAGAGCAGUUGGAUUAUGAACACAGAAGCAGAUUCUGGCCCUGUGUUGUACUGCAUGGCCAGACCCUGAAUGACAGGACAAACAUGCUCUUGGGUGCAAAAAAGUCUUCUUUUCCGUUUUAUGACUGCUGUUUAACUUUAAAUGAAUGCAGUAAGAGUAAAACUUACUGCAGUGCAAGUACCCACAGCUCCUGAGCCUUAGUCUGAGAAUCAAAGUGACACAUAGCAAUUCCUGCUGUGGGUUCUUUUGUUAAUAGGAGUUCGUUCCAUGGAGGAAAUGGGACAACUUUUCUGCACGAACACAAAGUGUUAGAACCUUUCUGUGCACUUUGUGGUCAGUUGAUUUGAUAAACACCCCCAGAGGCCGCUCUGCUGCAGGCUUUCCAGUCUGAAUUCCAACUCCUCUCAUUCCAGCCGCAGCUCAGUACAACCUGUUUUCAUUCUCCAUUUAAGACAGUCAUCUACAGGGAAGAAAUCCACAAACAAACCAGUGUUGCUAUACCUGCCUUUUUAUGUAUGACAGUUUCAUAUCAUUUAUUUUUAAAAUAUGUUUUUUAGGUUUUUCAUUGUAAUAUUAUUGUACAGUUUUGCAUGGCAUAGAUGUAAUCACUUUUUUGUUUUAGAGUAUAAAAGCUGACAAGUGUGCGUGUGGGGGAAAAAAUUCUGCUUUUUGCCUCUUCUCACUCUUUUGUUUAAUGCCCUCAAUGUUGUAGGGGACAUUGUAAGAGAUUCUCUGCUACAGAACAAUGAUGUAGAUUCUUUUGCACAGAAAUAUUUAAGGUGGAACGGUCAACAAUGUAAAAAUGACUUACCACCAAUAUUUUAUGUUGGUAACACACUUAAUAUUAACCUACUUUGAUGUACUGCAAUAAAACAGGGAACUGUUAGAAA